Molecule: messenger RNA, 717 nt
Organism: Erigeron canadensis
Lineage: Eukaryota; Viridiplantae; Streptophyta; Magnoliopsida; Asterales; Asteraceae
Product: secreted RxLR effector protein 161-like
Exons: 2
Coding region: 1-717 (238 amino acids)
Source: RefSeq, a predicted model, not a curated record
AUGACAGAUUUAGGAACCAUGAGGUACUUUCUAGGAGUGGAAGUAAUUCAAAGUGCUACUGGAAUUAGUAUGUGUCAGCAGAAGUAUGCCAAAGAUGUUCUAUGCAGGUUUCUAAUGUGGGACUGUAAUAGUGUAAGAAAUCCUAUCGUGCCUGGAAUCGUGAUCAAAAAAGUUGGAGUGGGAAAAAGGGUAGAUGAUUCUGAAUACAAGAGCUUAGUAGGGAGCCUCAUGUGCCUCACAGUUACAAGACCCGACCUGAUGUAUGCAGUUAGCUUCAUUUCAAGAUUCAUGUCUGACCCACGAGAAGAACACAUGGCUUUGUCUAAGAGAAUCCUUAGGUAUGUCAAGGGAACUUUCAAUUAUGGGUUGUUCUAUGAAAGAUGUGUUGGAUCAAAGUUGCAGGUCUAUACCGAUAGUGACUACGCCUGCGAUGUGGAGGAUAGGAAAUGUACUUCCGGGUAUGUUUGCCUAUUGAGCAAAGCUGUUACUUGUUGGAGUUCUAAGAAACAAGAAAUUGUUACACUUUCGUCAACAGAAGCAGAGUAUGUUGCAGCUACAGCUUGUGCAUGUCAUUGUGUUUGGUUAAAGGGGAAAGUCCAGCUCCUGUUUUGUGGUACUGCAGAUCAGAUCGCGGAUGUUAUGACUAAGCCUGUUAAGUUGGAAGUGUUUGAGAAGAUGAGAAAUCUUCUUGGAGUCAGAGAAAUCAAUGAUGAGUAA